Bactrocera neohumeralis is the source of this 828-nucleotide messenger RNA. RefSeq lists its product as uncharacterized. Bases 1 to 828 code for a protein of 275 amino acids. NCBI's taxonomy places the organism in Eukaryota, Metazoa, Arthropoda, Insecta, Diptera, Tephritidae. The record is from RefSeq and is a predicted model, not a curated record. The transcript has a single exon.
AUGACGGAAGAAGAAGCGGUAAACCAGGUAAUACAAAAUUUGCAGCAUCGGGGCCAACUGGUAGAGGACAUCCAAACCUGCAACGUGGAAGUGGCCAAAGUUUUCAUCAGGAUCCCACCAUUCUGGCACGCAAAGCCAGAACUGUGGAUGGCGCAGGUCGAGUCACAAUUCAUCGCUGCAGGUAUAACGAGCGACAAAACAAAGUACUACACCGUCGUGACCGCGAUCGAAAGCAACGUGCUAGCUCAAAUAAGCGACAUAAUUCUUAAUCCACCGAACAGUGAACUGUACACCACGCUAAAAAAUCAAAUAAUAACACAAUUCGCGGGCUCGGAGCAAAAACGUGUAAAAAAGCUACUGCAGGAACAAGAGCUCGGUGAUAUGCGUCCAUCACAGCUCUUGCGCGAAAUGCGAAGUCUGUCCGGCAGAGAGAUAAACGAUAAAAUACUAAAGUCCAUUUGGAUGAGUCGGUUACCUUCCCACAUGCGACUAAUAAUUUCCAUUAGCAACGAACCGCUCGACAAAGUUGCCCUGCUCGCGGACAAAAUAUGUGAGGUUAGCGACACCCUACACGUACACGUGGUCGAAACUCCAAACACAGCAAUAGCCAAUCAAUCCAGCAUCGAGCAGCAGCUAGCCGAAAUCACGAAAGAGAUAGCCUCAAUAAAGGCGAACAUAAAUCGUCGGCCUAGAAGUCGCAGCAGAAGCCGUCCUCCGUCACGCUCCGGUAUGCAAAACAACAAUUCGAAUGGUUUGUGCUGGUACCAUCACAAAUUUGGUAACGAUGCAAGAAAAUGUCGUAGCCCUUGCGCAAAAAAAUUAAACUGA